Messenger RNA from Actinia tenebrosa (Australian red waratah sea anemone), 701 nucleotides. Its product is annotated as M protein, serotype 2.1-like. NCBI's taxonomy places the organism in Eukaryota, Metazoa, Cnidaria, Anthozoa, Actiniaria, Actiniidae. The record is from RefSeq and is a predicted model, not a curated record.
AUGUUAGAAAGGUUGGAAACCCUGAAUGAAAAGGUCGCGCUAGAAAAGCGCGUCGAGGGGUUACAAGAAACGUUAAGGGUAAAGGAAGCAGAGUAUGUGCGACAAACCCGACUACUUACUAAUGCUGAGAGACAGUUUAGUCAUCAAGACGCAAGAAUGGAAGAAAUGGUGAAGCAGUUAGAUCAGGCUUUACGUGCUCGGGAUAAUGCAGAAAGGGAGUUGGAGGAGGCCAGAAGAACACAUACUCCAACGGCGGUGUUAGAAGAAACACUAAGGGAAAGGGAGUCAAGCUAUCAAAGACGAUUACUGGAGCUGGGUAAAAGUAAAGAUGAAGACAUAUCAACGAUCAGGCGAGAAGUUGAAAAGACCUUAGAUGAAAGGGAUGCAGCUCGACGGGCUUUUCACCUUGCCCUGCAAGACCUAAACAUGAGUCAGGAGGAAGUUAAGGACUUACAAACCACCAUGGAGGGCUCUUUGGUGGAGCGGCGGCAGUUAGUUGCUGAAAUCAAGAUUAAAGAAGAGCAAAUCCAGCAAAGAACUUCGGCCAUCGAAGAUUUGGAAAGAAACAUAUCCGAAAAGCAGGAAAUAAUUGCGGACCUGUCGCGCCCCGAAGAGGAAAGGGAAGCAGCUCGAAGGGAAGCGGAGGCCCUUCGGGAAGAAGUCGCGGAAUUGCGGGCGGAAAAAGACAAAAUGGAAAAAAA